Messenger RNA from Oncorhynchus tshawytscha (Chinook salmon), 5630 nucleotides. Its product is annotated as copper-transporting ATPase 1-like. Gene Ontology annotation, cellular component: membrane. The coding region runs from base 240 to 4784 and encodes 1514 amino acids. Gene Ontology annotation, biological process: monoatomic cation transport; copper ion homeostasis. Gene Ontology annotation, molecular function: copper ion binding; ATP binding; ATP hydrolysis activity. The record is from RefSeq and is a predicted model, not a curated record. NCBI's taxonomy places the organism in Eukaryota, Metazoa, Chordata, Actinopteri, Salmoniformes, Salmonidae. The transcript is spliced from 22 exons.
AAACCACACAUCGACACCCUAAACAAGGCAUGUCAAUGUUCUUGUACUUAGAUACAAGCUGGAGUACAGCACUUGUUGCGGCUAUAAGGAGGCCACUAACUUGCUAGCAAGGAAAUAAGCCAGGAAAGUCAACUUUCUCCACCCUUAACAACUCCGAAUAUCGUUUUUGCAACGUCAACAUCUUCAAUUUAGCUAACGUUACAUGGUUGUCUUCUAGUUAAACAGACUAAGGACUCACCAUGACACUGAAGGCCAAGCUGAGCUCAGUAUGUCUGGGUAUAGAGGGGAUGACCUGUGGUUCCUGUGUUCAGUCUAUUGAGCUGCGCAUUGGGCGUCUGCCUGGAGUCCUACACAUCAAGGUGUCUCUGGAGCUGAAGAAUGCCAGCAUCAUCUUCAACCACAGCCUCCACACCCCAGAGGAUCUGGCGGAGGCCAUCGAGGACAUGGGGUUUGACUCCAUCCUCUCAGACACUACCACAGCCUCCGAGGUCCCCACAGACACACAGCUGAUCCCCACCCCAGCCCUUCUCACCCCCGAUGCCCAACGGGAGGCUCUGGCCAGGUUAGCUCAGCUCCAGGGGGUCCUGGAGGUCCAGGAGAACAAGGACCAGAGGGGGGUGUUCAUUACCUUCAUCCCUGCCCUGAUCAGUGCACUGCAGCUGGGGGAGGUGGUUAGUAGCUUGGCCUCCUUCCUGGAGGCCCCUACAGAGGAAACCCUAGUCUCAGUCCCAGACCCUGUCUCAGUCCCAGCCUCUGUCCCAGCCCUGGUUCCAGGUUUAGCCCCUGUCCCAGACCCGGCCACACCCUCACAGGUGAAGAUGCGUAUCGAGGGCAUGGUCUGUCUGUCCUGCAUCACCACCAUCGAAGGAAAGAUUGGCAAACUGAAAGGAGUUGAGAAAAUUAAAGUGGUUCUAGACUCCCAGGAGGCCACGGUUCUCUACCUGCCAUACCUCAUCACCAUCGACGACAUCAUCACCCAGAUCGCCAAGACCGGCUUCAAGGCCAUGCCCAAGUCCAAGUCCCGCCCCCUGCAGCUGUCCGUCAGUGAGAUGGAGUGGUUGCUAAGCGCUGCCUCAUCACCCACAGAGCCGGUGGAUACUUCCACCGAGGAUUCUGAGGUGUCCACAGACUCGGCCCAGACUACCCUCAGGGUGACGGGCAUGCACUGCCGCUCCUGUGUGGUAAACAUCCAGGAUAACAUCUCCAAGCUGGCUGGGGUGACCUCCAUAGAGGUAUUGUUGGAGAGCGAGAGCGCCUCCAUUCUCUAUGACCCAGGGAGGGUGACUGUGUCUGGGCUACAGCAAGCCAUCGAGGCCCUGCCACCAGGGAUGUAUAAAACCCAACCCUGGAGCUCUACCUCUGGAGGUGUUAGCCCUACAUCCACCACACCACCACCGUCGUCCCAGGCCGGCCUCUCCUCCACCCAGCCCUGCUACAGCCAGCCUCUGACGGCCACGGCCCUAAUCCAUAUCGAGGGGAUGACCUGUGGGUUCUGUGUUCAGUCCAUCGAGGGAAGGCUGUCUCAGAGGAAGGGGGUGCGGUCAGCCAAGGUGUCGCUGGCCAAUCACAGAGGGGCGUUUGAGUACGACCCUCUCCUCACCCAACCAGAAGAGCUCAGGGAGGCCAUAGAGGACAUGGGAUUUGAUGCCUUCCUGCCUGAAACCAACUCCCUGUUGACCGUCCCAGUUAUCCGUCCCCCCUCGUCCUGCUCCCUGUCCCCUGAGGGUGUUAAGGAGCACCCGUACACCCUCGCUAAAUGCUUCAUCCAGAUUGGUGGAAUGACCUGUGCGUCCUGUGUGGCCAACAUCGAGAGGAACCUGAAGAAUGAACACGGUAUCUACUCUGUGCUGGUGGCCCUGAUGGCUAGUAAGGCUGAGGUCCGUUAUAACCCUGAGGUGAUGGACCCUCUGAAGAUAGCAGAGUAUGUCAGAGAGUUGGGCUUCACUGCUUCUGUCAUGGAGAACUAUGAGGGUUCUGAUGGAAGCCUGGAACUUGUGGUCAGGGGAAUGACGUGUUCCUCCUGCGUUCACAAAAUACAGUCCAGCCUGAUGGAAGAGAAUGGUAUCGUCCACGCCUCUGUUGCCCUGGCAACCAACAAAGCCCACAUCAAGUACGACCCGGAGGUGACGGGACCGAGAGACGUCAUCACAUUCAUAGAGAACCUGGGCUUCGAGGCAUCUCUGGUGAAGAGGGAUCACACAGGCAAUCACUUGGACCACAGCAGAGAGAUCACACAAUGGAGGAAGUCGUUCCUGGUCAGCCUGUUCUUCUGCGUCCCAAUCGUGGGGAUGAGGAUCUACAUGUUCAUAGUAGAUCACCAGAUCAGCACGUCUCACCAGCACAACACCACCGCACAGGACCGGGAACACUACCACACCACCAUGUUCCUGGAGAGACAGCUGUUCCCAGGCCUCUCCAUCAUGAACCUGAUCUCAUUCCUCUUCUGUGUCCCUGUACAGUUUAUUGGUGCGUGCAACUUCUACACCCAUGCCUACAAGGCCCUGAAACACAAAACAACCAACAUGGACGUGCUCGUCAUGCUGGCCACCUCCGUAGCCUUCACCUACUCCGUGGUCAUCCUCAUGGUUGCCAUGACAGAGAGGGCCAAGGUCAACCCCAUCACCUUCUUUGACACGCCCCCCUUGCUCUUUGUCUUCAUCUCGCUGGGGCGCUGGCUGGAGCAAAUCGCCAAGGGUGAGACGUUAGAGGCUCUGUCCAAGCUGAUGUCCCUCCAGGCCAGCGAGGCCACAGUGGUCACUCUCAACACAGACAUGUCUGUACUCAGUGAGGAGCAGGUAGAUGUAGAGCUGGUCCAGAGAGGAGACGUGGUCAGGGUGGUUCCUGGAGGGAAGUUCCCCGUAGAUGGGAGGGUCAUCGAGGGAUACAGCAUGGCUGACGAGUCUCUCAUCACAGGUGAGGCCAUGCCAGUGACUAAGAAGCCAGGCAGCUCAGUGAUAGCUGGCUCUAUCAACCAGAACGGCUCUCUGCUCGUCAGUGCUACACACGUAGGCCUGGACACAACCCUGUCUCAGAUAGUUAAACUACUGGAGGAGGCUCAGACAUCUAAGGCUCCCAUACAGCAGUUUGCGGAUAAGAUCAGUGGCUACUUUGUCCCGUUCAUCGUUGGAGUCUCUCUCUUCACUCUGUUCGCCUGGAUCCUCAUUGGCUUUGUCGACUUUCCACUGGUGGAGAAAUACUUCCCUGGCUAUGAUAAUAGCAUCUCAAAGGCAGAAGCUGUGAUCAAGUUUGCCUUCCAGACCUCCAUUACAGUGUUGUGUAUCGCCUGCCCCUGCUCUCUGGGCUUGGCAACCCCGACAGCUGUGAUGGUGGGCACGGGGGUGGGCGCUCAGAACGGUAUCCUCAUCAAGGGAGGGAAACCACUAGAGAUGGCACGCAAGAUCCAGACAGUGGUGUUUGAUAAGACGGGUAUCAUCACCUACGGAGCUCCUAAAGUCAUCCAGGUGAAGAUUGUAGUGGAGGGGAACAGGAUGCCUCGCUCCCGUCUGCUGGCCAUCGUAGGGACUGCAGAGAACCACAGUGAACACCCGCUGGGAGCUGCCAUUACCAAGUACUGUAAACAGGAGCUGGGUACAGAGUCCCUUGGUGUGUGUGCUGAGUUCCAGGCUGUACCAGGCUGUGGUAUACGAUGCCAGGUCAGUAACACUGAGACCCUGCUGAGACAACAUCAGGAGGAAGGUGAAGACAACAACCAGGGAAACAGUAUUCUGGUCCAGAUCAGGGACUGCAGAACCAGGCCAGGAUCACACCCCCUCAUCAUGGAUGCGCAGCCUCUCCCCCUGGUGCAGACAGCAUCCUACGUGGUGUUGAUGGGGAACAGGGAGUGGAUGAGGAGGAACGGACUGCAGAUCAGUCCUGAUGUUGACGAGACCAUGACUGAACAUGAACGCAGAGGACGCACUGCUGUACUGGUGGCUGUCGACAGUCUGCUAUGUGCCAUAAUAGCCAUAGCAGACACAGUGAAGCCAGAGGCAGAUUUAGCGGUUCACACCCUGCAGGCCAUGGGUCUGGAGGUGAUUCUGAUGACUGGAGACAACAGCAAGACAGCACGGGCCAUCGCUGCUCAGGUGGGUAUCAGGAAGGUGUUUGCGGAGUUGCUGCCGUCCCACAAGGUGGCCAUGGUAGAGCAGCUGCAGCAGGCAGGGAAGAGGGUGGCCAUGGUGGGUGACGGGGUCAACGACUCGCCCGCUCUGGCCAUGGCAGACGUUGGCAUCGCCAUAGGAACUGGCUCUGACGUGGCCAUAGAGGCAGCUGACGUGGUGCUUAUCAGGAAUGACCUGCUGGAUGUGGUGGGGAGUAUUGACCUGUCCAAGAAGACCGUCAAGAGAAUCAGGAUCAAUUUUGUGUUUGCUCUGGUCUAUAACCUGGUGGGGAUCCCUAUCGCUGCUGGGGUGUUCAUGCCUGUUGGUCUGGUUCUCCAGCCGUGGAUGGGUUCUGCUGCCAUGGCCCUCUCCUCUGUCUCUGUGGUGCUGUCCUCUCUACUACUCAAAUGCUACACUAAGCCCAGUGCUGAGCUACUGGAGUCUCGUUUGGGCAGUCAAAAGAGACACGCUGCAAGCCUAUCAGAUGUCAGCGUCCACAUCGGCAUGGGCGAUUUGCGCCGCCCCUCCCCCAAGUUGAGGCCAUUUGACCGUGUCGUCAACUUCUUCCGCGCAUCCAUCAACUCCCUCCAAUCAAAGCACUCCCUCAACUGCAUGGCCCUCAGCGACUCCGACAAAUACUCAUUGCUGGUGGGGGAGGCCCACUGCGAGGAGGAGUUUGUCUGAGGCUAGGUUAGUCUGUGCUAACUUAAGCUGGUUUAGCCAUUAUAUGCUUGGCUAAGCUAAGCUAACUUACGGUAGCGAAAGCUAGCCCAUGCUAACUAAGUGGGUUACAUAGGUUAAUUUUCCCAUCCAGCUAUACAGGUGCCCCCAGGGCAGCAUCUAUUGACUUGAAAAAGCCUUUCUGUUGCCCCUCCCCCUCUGUCUGACUGACAGUGUGCACUCUAAUGGAUGGAUGCUUGGGAUGACUUUAUGUUCACUACCGCUGCCAAAAUGUCUUUUGUCAACGGCUACAGGGUGAAGGGAUCUUACACUAGGGUUUAUAGGAUCUCUGGCUCUCUUUGUUCAGGGGUUUGAGACAAUGCAGGUGUCAGCCGCUAGGAAGAUGUGUUGUCUUUUUUCUGUGUUUAUAAUAUGAAGGUUUGCAGAGACUAUCUUUGACAUCUGUCCAAAGACACUCUAAAAUGGCGCCCGAUGUUAAAAUGUACUUAACACGAGUGCCUUUUUCCUUCUGAGGGAUCAGAAGUAUAAUAAUUAUGCUGUUGUAUAUUAUGAUUAUAUAAGUGUUUACGUUAGUCUUAUUUAAAAACGUAAAAACAAUUAUCACAGUACUUAUUUGUACUUUGUCAUAUAUUUUCCUUGGAAAACAAAGGAAUGUUGUUGAGCAUAUACCGAUGUCAUUUGUCAUCUAAAUGUUUUCAUCGUAAACAUUGGUUUCUCAAAUCAGGAAAUAUAUUCUGUAUGUGAACAAUCAUUUAAGAAUGUACAGUAUGAAGUAUAAACUCUAAGGAUCUCUUUCUACAGAACACUUAUGGAACCAUGUGUACCAGUAAAUGUUACUCCAAGUGCCAA